Toxorhynchites rutilus septentrionalis is the source of this 1064-nucleotide messenger RNA. RefSeq names its product 40S ribosomal protein S5. Lineage: Eukaryota; Metazoa; Arthropoda; Insecta; Diptera; Culicidae. Gene Ontology annotation, biological process: ribosomal small subunit assembly; translation. Gene Ontology annotation, cellular component: ribosome; cytosolic small ribosomal subunit. The transcript is spliced from 4 exons. The coding region runs from base 157 to 822 and encodes 221 amino acids. Gene Ontology annotation, molecular function: mRNA binding; rRNA binding; structural constituent of ribosome. The record is from RefSeq and is a predicted model, not a curated record.
CUCGUUCAUUCACUCACCAACCAUCACGCGCACGUGUUGGGUUUCAAUUUUUCUCCGAAUGAUUUCACGGUUAAGCAACGCAAGAAAAGGAACCAAUAGUGUUAUAAAGUGAAAUAGAGCUCACGCGCUUAGUUGGAACGAGAACUGCUGAACGCCAUGUCUGAAGUUGAAGCUUACGACACCUUUGAGAGUGAUAACGCUCAGCCCCAGGUCUUCGAGCAGGCUCCGGUUGUGCAGCCUGCCGAACUUCCGGACAUCAAACUGUUCGGUCGCUGGAGCAGCGAUGAUAUCCACAUUUCGGACAUCUCUGUUUCGGAUUACAUUGCCGUCAAGGAGAAGCACGCUAAGUAUCUGCCUCAUUCCGCCGGCCGUUAUGCUGCCAAGCGUUUCCGCAAGGCUCAGUGCCCGAUUGUGGAACGUCUGACCAAUUCGCUUAUGAUGAAGGGUCGUAACAAUGGCAAGAAGCUGAAGGCUGUUCGCAUUGUGCGCCAUGCCUUCGAGAUAAUGCAUCUGCUGACCGGUGAAAACCCCCUGCAGAUUGUGGUGCAGGCCAUCAUCAAUUCGGGCCCACGUGAAGAUUCCACCCGUAUCGGCCGUGCCGGUACCGUCCGUCGUCAAGCCGUCGAUGUGUCGCCCCUGCGUCGUGUGAACCAGGCUAUCUGGCUUCUGUGCACCGGUGCUCGUGAAGCUGCAUUCCGUAACAUUAAGACCAUUGCCGAAUGCUUGGCUGAUGAGUUGAUCAACGCUGCAAAGGGAUCUUCCAACUCGUAUGCUAUCAAGAAGAAGGAUGAAUUGGAACGUGUUGCCAAGUCCAACCGAUAAGCCGUUUCAGUUUGCGGGCGUGCGCGUGUGGUGUGGCCAAUACCAACCGAGUGGUCGGUACUGUUGCCACCAUUUACUAUUAUUUCCUACCUAGGGCAAACCUUUUUUUCGUUCUUUGGCUGGCUGUGGAAGCCAGUUUCUGUUUGCGCACUACAAGACCAACAUAACUGUAAUUGCCGAUGUCAAAACAACAACAUUGCUGCGCGUUAGAACGUGAAUAAAAAUAUGGCUAUAAAACUUCA